Messenger RNA from Metschnikowia bicuspidata var. bicuspidata NRRL YB-4993, 1587 nucleotides. It is a transcript of the gene DBP3, whose product is annotated as RNA-dependent ATPase. The record is from RefSeq and is a predicted model, not a curated record. The transcript has a single exon. Bases 1 to 1587 code for a protein of 528 amino acids. Gene Ontology annotation, cellular component: nucleolus. Gene Ontology annotation, biological process: rRNA processing. Gene Ontology annotation, molecular function: RNA helicase activity; RNA binding; ATP binding. Lineage: Eukaryota; Fungi; Ascomycota; Pichiomycetes; Serinales; Metschnikowiaceae.
AUGGGUAAGGAAGAUAAGAAAAGAAAACUCGAAGAGGCCGAAGCGGCUGUCAAUGUCGAGAAGAAAGUGAAGAAAGACAAGAAGGAUAAGAAGGAUAAGAAAGAAAAAAAGGACAAGAAGGACAAGAAGGAGAAGAAGGAUAAGAAGGAUAAGAAGGAAAAGAAGGAAAAGAAACAAACAGAAGAAAAAUCCACAACCAAUGAAUUUGCUGCGGAGUCCACAUCUACCUCCGAAAGCCCGUAUGUUCAGUCCAAAUUGUUGAAAGACGUUCUGGAAUCAGACAUCAAGACUUUCUUGACAGAUAAUGAGAUUACCAUUGACGAUCCACACAAGUUAGAUUUGCGACCCGUAUUAAAAUUUGACCAAGUAUCAUUUGUUGAUGAAGUUCAAAAGGCAAUUUCAAAGUUUCCCAGCCCCACGCCUAUUCAAGCAGUGAGCUGGCCUUACUUAUUGAGCAACAAAGAUGUCAUUGGUGUGGCAGAGACAGGCUCGGGUAAGACUUUUGCUUUCGGUGUCCCAGCAGUUGACAGUAUCUUGAGACAUAGUAAAAAGGGGUUGAAGGUACUUUGUCUCUCGCCAACUCGUGAGUUGGCUUUGCAAAUUUACGACAACUUGGAGGAAUUGACGCAAAACACCCCAAUCUCUAGUGUCGCCAUCUACGGUGGUGUCAGCAAGCAAGAUCAGAUUGAAAAAAUCAAACACGCCAGUAUUGCCGUGGCCACUCCUGGUCGCUUGGUCGAUCUUUUGGAAGACAACUUGGUUGAUUUGUCAACAGUGGAAUACCUAGUUCUCGACGAGGCUGACAGAAUGUUGGACAAAGGUUUCGAGGAGCACAUCAAGAAGAUUAUCGGCUGCACUCCGAAAAAAACAAGUCGUCAAACUUUGAUGUUUACUGCUACUUGGCCAAAGGAAGUGCGUGAUCUCGCCUCUGAGUUCAUGGUAAGCCCAGUGAAGGUCACAGUUGGAGACCGUGAUGAGCUUUCUGCCAACAAGAGAAUUACACAAAUUGUGGAAGUGAUUGACCCUCGUGAAAAGGAAAGAAAGCUUUUGCAAUUGCUCAAAAAGUACCAGUCAGGAGCCAACAAAAACGACAAAAUUCUCAUUUUCGCAUUGUAUAAGAAAGAAGCACUGCGCGUGGAAGGUCUUUUGCAGAGAAAUGGCUACAACGUCUCUGCUGUCCAUGGAGAUUUAACCCAGCAACAACGCACAAAUGCUUUGGGGAGAUUUAAGCUGGGCGAGUCACAAUUGAUGUUGGCUACUGAUGUCGCGGCGAGAGGCUUGGAUAUUCCCAAUGUAAAGGUUGUAAUCAACUUGACAUUCCCAUUGACUGCUGAAGACUACGUCCACAGAAUCGGUCGUACUGGAAGAGCCGGUAAAACUGGUACUGCGCAUACGCUCUUCACAGAGCACGAAAAACAUCUUAGUGGAGCCUUGAUGAACAUCUUGCGUGGUGCCAACCAACCCGUUCCUGAUGAAUUGCUCAAAUUUGGAGGUCACACCAAAAAGAAGACACACUCUGUUUACGGAGCAUUUUACAAGGAUGACAUGGAGGGAAAGAGCGCCAAAAAGAUCAAAUUUGACGAUUAA